Molecule: messenger RNA, 697 nt
Organism: Rhincodon typus (whale shark)
Lineage: Eukaryota; Metazoa; Chordata; Chondrichthyes; Orectolobiformes; Rhincodontidae
Product: ferritin, middle subunit-like
Exons: 4
Coding region: 79-600 (173 amino acids)
Biological process (GO): intracellular iron ion homeostasis; iron ion transport
Cellular component (GO): cytoplasm
Molecular function (GO): ferric iron binding; ferrous iron binding
Source: RefSeq, a predicted model, not a curated record
GAGUAUAAACACAAGAGCUUGUAGUAUGGAGGCUUAGUUCCAGAGUUGUCUGGGUGAUAGUGAGUUGGAAUAGUGAAGAUGGUUUCCCAAGUGUGUCAGAACUACUACAAGGACUGUGAGGAUGCUGUUAACAAGCAGAUCAACCUGGAGCUCUAUUCCUCCUAUGUUUACCUCUCUAUGUUCUCUUACUUUGACCGGGAUGAUGUUGCCCUGCGUCACUUUGCUGAGUUCUUCAAGAAGGAGUCCCAUGAGGAAUGGGAACACGCUGAGAAACUGAUGGCAUUCCAGAAUAAACGUGGAGGCCGUGUUCUCCUGCAGGCCAUCAAGAAGCCAGAGCAGGAUGAGUGGGGCAAUGGUCUGGAGGCAAUGCAGAGAGCUCUGCAGAUGGAGAAGGAUGUGAACCAGAGUCUGCUGGAUCUGCACAAGCUGGCCUCUGAUCACAUUGACCCUCACCUGUGUGACUUCCUGGAGAGGCACUACUUGGAUGAGCAAGUGAAGAUGAUCAAGAAGCUGGGAGAUCACAUCACCAACCUGAAGAGACUGGGAGCCCCUGACAAUGGCAUGGGAGAGUACCUGUUUGACAAGCUCACGCUGAGCUGAGUGGGGUCAAUAAAUUCUAUUUGUGCAUCGUGACUUCAUUCUAGUGAGUGACUUUGGUUGUGCUCUGAACAGAAUUAAAAUAGUGUUCACCAUGGAA